UGUCCGAUGAACAUGAGUGAUUUGUUGUAAAUUUUGAUUAUUUUUGUGUAUUUUGUUGUAAUUAUUUAUUAUUGCUAAAAGUAAAGAACACCGAGUUCUGGAGAAAUCGUACUUGGGCCAAGUGUCGUUUUACCUGUCGCUUGUUCUCUUACUCGUGCCCACACGGCCGUGUACAAAUACGCAUACACAACACUAAACGUAUACGGCAAACACAUACAUACAUACGCAUACAUACGCACACACGUACAAACAUACCCCGGGCACGCAACAGUCAAGUAAACCCGACGUCGCCUGUCCGUCAUCUAGUCAAGCUUACGAAUCGUUCCACGGACAAGACCACUUCAGCCAACGAGAUAAUGGCCCGUGAAAGAGCCGUUUGAUUGGCAUAGGGCCGCAAAGACCCUCAUUAAAACACGACUCGUCGCUUAUACCUCCGCCGCCGCUGCUACUGCUGCUACUACUAUUAUCGAGGAAUGUCUCGUUCGGCUUCUAUUAUCCUGAAGACAUUCGCAGGAUGUACGGGUUUGGACUUUGUGUCAUCAGUUUAAAUCGCAUUACCAAGUAGAACUUAAAUAUCGAUCUUAAAGAUGGCAGAUUCUGGAGAUAGUGAUAGUGACACAGAUAUAAACAUGUAUAAACCUCAAAAAUCAAAUAUUAUUGAAAGUGAUGAAGAAAGUUCAUCAAGUAGUUCUGAUGGUGAAUCUGAUAAAUGUCCAAUAUGUCUUACUCGACUGGGACAACAAGAUUUAGCUUCUCCAAAUUCUUGUUUACAUACAUUUUGUUUAAAUUGUCUUACUGAAUGGGCAAAAAAUGCAAAAACCUGUCCUAUUGAUCGUUUGGAUUUCAAAUUCAUUAUUGUCCGGAGUGUUGAUGGACAGUUAUUACAAGAAAUCGACAUCAGUCUUAAAAACGAGGAAGAAAAAAAUCAUACAAAUGCUGAUGACUUAACUUAUUGUGAAGUUUGCCAUUUGAGCAACCGUGAAGAUGAUAUGCUAUUAUGCGAUAUUUGUGACAAUGGGUAUCACAUGGAUUGCCUUGACCCACCUCUUUUUGUAGUACCAUUAGAGGAAUGGUAUUGUCCACAGUGUCAAGCAAGAGAAGAGCUGAGUGAUAAUGACAUAGAUCGUGAAGAAAUCAUUGAUCUAUUAAAUGAUUUAGGUGAUGAUGAGCAAUUACCUAGACCUAGGCAGUCCAGAAUACGACAACAACAACGUUUAGUUCCACGUACUAGAGCUAGUGAACGAGUACGAAUGAAUACUCGACGACUACAACAAAAUACAAUGGCUGCUGAAAGUUCUGUACAAACAAAUACUAGUGGUACGAGAAAAAAAAAAUAUUCUAAAAAGAGAGUCCGAGGAAAAAAGCGAUGCAAAAAAGGUAAAGUAAUUUCAAGGAAGAAGAAUACUCAAUUAGCCGAAAAAUUAGAGAUGUGUUCCUCAAGAUGGAACAAAAAUUCCUUUGGAGAUAAUCGUUCAUUAAGUAUCUCAUCAAGUUUCGUUGAUCAUAGAUCAUUAAGUAUAUUUGGAAAUCCAUAUGAACUCGAUUAUGUUCUUGAAGAGUCAGAUAAUGAACAAGACAUUGGUGGUGAUGGGCCUUUAAAUAUGUCAACAAUGUCUCGAUUACGUACUUCAACAAGAGGUUUGAUAUCUCGUAAAGAAAUAAGUGAAAUUUUACGUCGACCCGUUCGUAGAAAUAUAAACAUAUCACAUAACACUGAUUCAAUCAAUAUCUUAGAUUCUAUUUUAAGUGUACAGGAACAACAAUUUAAAAAAAAACCUAUUGAAAAUGGAAUGCAAAAUAUUGAUAAGCAUAUAACCCAAACUCCUAUGUAUUCAGAUCAUAGAACUGACAGAAACUCUGAUAAUGUUAACAAUUAUUCAACUAAUCGCAAUAUGAAUAGGAACUAUCCUCGGAACAAUGAUCAAUCAUACUCUGGUAUGGGGAAUUCAAGCUCAUAUGAAGAAUCUCGAUUGACUAAUGAACAGAAUUUUAGUGAAAAUCAACCUAUUAAUCCUUUUCCUUUUAGAAAUACUGGUCCUAUAAAAUUCCGGAUGAAUGUGACGAAAAUGGGAGAAAGAAAACAACCACAGACUCCUCCUAAAGUAGUUACUACUGAAUAUAAUGUAGAAGAAGAGAGUGGUCCUAGUACUCGAACAGAAGAAACGUUUAAAGCUCUUGAACCACCUCCAGAACCACCAGCUUUAUUGAUGGGAAUUAAUUUGGAUGAAGAUGAUGCCGAUAAUCUUAUAAUUGAUGAUAAUGAUUAUUAUGAUCCAGAAAAUCCCAGUGAUAAUGAUGAAGUAACAGAGAUUAGGAGGCCAACUGGAACUGCCUAUAUGCAGUCACCAACUUAUGGAGGUUAUAUGGAGCAAGUUGUAGAAAACAGAUCUAUACCCCAUAUACCUGUUUCUAAUAGUAACAAUAUUUUACGCCCAGUUGAUGAAGGUAUGACUUCUGAAGAAGAUGAAAAAGAGACUAAUAAUGAAUGUCCUAAUAUAUCAUUAUAUUCAUCUACUAGUCUUAAAAUAUCUAGUUCACCGAAAGAAUAUGGACCAUUUUUAGAAAAUGAAGAAAGAAAAAGUGAUAAAUUAGGUGGAGAAGCUGAAUUACAAUAUAUUCCUAUGCCUCCUAUUAGUCCAGAAAGAGAUUCAUUAUCUGAACAUGGAGAAAGAAGUCUCAAAUCGGAAGAUGAAUGUUUAGAAAGUAUUGAAAUUGUGGAUUUGGAUGAUACAAAAAUGUCUUCAAAUGAAGAAGACAAAUGUAAGAAUUCUGUUGAAGAUGAGAAUAAAUCCAAUUCUGAUGAUGACAUUAAUGAUGUAAUUAAUGAGAUUCAUUCAGACAUAGAACGCGAGAGCAAAGACUCAAAAGCUUUAGAAAAAGAAUGUUUAGAUUUGGUUGAAAUUGAAUCUGAAGAAAAAAGUGAACCUUUUAAUGAAUCAAAUGAUGAUGCUGGUAUAGAUAAAGAAAGUCAAAGUUUAAUUGGAGGUGCUACAUCUGAAGUAUCAUGUGCAACAUUAAAUAGUUCAGAUAAUGAUCAUCAACUAAAAGAAGCUAAUAAUUUAAAUUUUGAUCCAAUAUCUGAUUCAGAAGAAGAAAAGAAAAAGACAAAUAAUCAAGGGGAAACAUCAAAUAGUAAUCAAAAGAAAGAGAAAUUGUCAAAUGGAAAAAAUGAAGCAAUUAUUUCAAAUAAAGAAAGCAAAGAAAAAGAGAACAAAAAUAAAGUUAAAGAGAAGGAACCUGAUAAAGAAUCUGUGCCAUGGAAAAAAUUAUCAAAAAAUUCUAAAGAUAGAAACUAUCGAUAUGGGAAAGGAAAAGAAAAACUGGGUGAAGAAAAUGAUAAAAAAGAAAAAAAACAAAAGAGAAAAGAAAUAGAAUUGUAUGAUGUUCGAAGAGUACUUGAAGAUAGGCCUAGACGAAAAAAAGAUAAAUUUGGAAGAGAUUUAUCUAAAUCUAGUCAUACAGAUUCAGAUUCUAAGGAUCGAAGUCGACGUAAGAAACGUAAAAGAAGUCGUUCUAAACAACGAAGAAGGUCUAUUUCAUCUAGUAAGCCAAGAAAUCGUAAACGUUCUAGAAGUCGAUAUCGUAGUGAAUCAAAAAAUAGGCAUCGAUCUAAAAGUAGGCAUCGAUCUAGAAGUAGACAUCGUUCAAGAAGCUCUAAACAUUUGAGCAAGUAUGAUAAAAAUCAAGUUAUUACAAAAGAACGUUAUCGUUCUCCAGCUCUGUAUGAUGAACGUGAAAUAUCUCCAUUAUUAUCAAAACGCCAAGCAAAAAAACCAAAAGAAAAAACAAGUAUAUAUUCUAAAAUAGAAAAAGAUUAUGAGCGAAAAUUAUUAAAAAAUGAUAAAAACAAUAAGAAAAAGCUCAAGAAAAAAUCUAAAGAUUAUCAGUACUCAUCUAUGUCCCCUAGAUCAUUAUCACCUGAAAUUCCUGUGUGGCAAUCACCUAGAGAUCGUAUGAGUCCAUGGUCUCAUACUGAUAUAUCUCGUACACCCUCACCUGUUUAUACACGUCAUACGGCAGAUGUAGACAUGAAUUAUUCUAAUAGAGAUCAAGAAUUUUCUGAGUAUAAUGAUAACAUAGCAUUAAAUAAUUUAACAGUGAUAGUGAAAAAUGAUAAUUCUAAAAAGUCUAAGCUUUCUAAGCGACAUACUACUCGUCAAAUAGCUGCUCCUCCUGUCAAAGAAGUCUUUGCUUCUGGAGACAAUAUAUUGGUCAGUGUUAAUUUCAAUAAAGAAAGUACUACUGAGCAAACUACCCAAGAACCAUUGAAACGUAAACGUCAAGAGAUUGUACCAAUUUUAUCUAAAAAAUUGAAAAACAAUAAUGCUACUACAGUCCUUGACACUACUUCAACAAAUCAAAAAACAAUGACAAAAAAAGGUUCAAAUCCUAAAUGGCUAAAUCGUAAAAAUAUUUCAAGGACAAUAGAAGUUAUUAAUGCAAAACCAGUUGCUAUUAUAGACUUAAAUACUUCUCCAUUUAGAGAAAUAGAGAUGUCUCCUAAGUCUGUUAUUGUUCUUACAGAUAGUGAUGAAGACAAACAAGUUACAAAAUCAGAAACUAAAAAAGAUAUUAGUCCAGAAAAGUGUAAAGAAAAUGUAACUGUUGAACAAAAACCUGUUGAGAAAAACGAAAACAGUACUCAAACAAUUUCUACAAUCAUAAUUGGUGGUCCAAAAACUCCACCAGAACCAGUUAAUGCUAUUUCUAAACCUGAUAACAUAUCGAAUAAUAGCUGUGAAUUCAUUAGUCAAGAUGAGAAUCAUACACAACCUCAUGAUGUACGUGGUCGAGGUCCAAAUACACCACCAGAACCCCCUCGAUCUGUAGAUACAGUUGUUAGUGAGACUGCAUAUGAUCCUUUUGAACCAACAAAAUCAAAUUCACCAAGUCCACCUCCCAGAAUUGAUAUGUUUGAAGAUGAAGAUGAUAAUGAUAAUGAUCAUAAUGAUACAUCUGCACAACCUCUUGAGGAAAAUAAAACUACCGAUAGUCAAUCAUCCAUUUCUCCUCAGAUUGUUGUAAAAACAAUAACUCCUCCAUUUUUAGAAUCCCAAAGUUCCACCCAAACUGAUAAAUCUCCUGAAAAACUCACCACCAAUGUAACAAACCCAUCAAUUUAUACUAGUCCUACUGUAGCUAAGACUCCUAGUCCUGUACAACCAACACCAACAGUAACUAACACUGAUGAAAUUAUAAAUUUGGAUGAUAAUGAUGAUAGUCAAACUACAGAAUUUGAUAAUGGUGCUGAUUCACCAUACUCUCCCGGUGAAGGAUUUGUUGAUGAAAUGAAAGGUUCAUCUCCUGAGAGUCCAGCUCCUCAAAACAAGAACAGUGUACCCACUUUACAGUCCCAAAACAAAAAUGAAGCAAGAAGUAAAUUGGAUACUUUGCUCAGUAUACUUCCGCGGUCUAAACCACUUAAUGUUUUUGAUAAUAUUGCUAAGAUUAAAAAUAUGAAACUUAAAUUUUCUUCCAAAUCAAAACAUUCAAAACAAAAUAACCACAUUGAAGAUAAUGUUGACGAUUUACCUGGUUCAGCUGUUGAAUUGGAAUCGAAAAAUAAAUUUUUAGAAAAGCUAAAUCGGCAGGAACGUGUUAUUGAAGAAGUGAAACUUGUGUUGAAGCCUCACUAUAACAAAAAACAUAUUACCAAAGAUGAGUACAAGGAUAUCAUGCGGAGAGCUGUACCUAAGAUAUGUCACAAUAAAAGUGGCGAAAUAAAUCCACAGAAAAUACACAGCCUUAUUGAAGCGUAUGUAAUCAAAUACAGGCAUGCACAUAGGAAGCAAAUACAAAGGGUACCAAAUAAGUGAAUUGUUCUAUAAUAUUAUUGACAUAAAUAUAUAUGUGUACAGUGUAGCUUAUUUUCAAUAAUAUUUAUAAUUAAGCGAA
Messenger RNA from Sipha flava (yellow sugarcane aphid), 5895 nucleotides. RefSeq lists its product as uncharacterized. The transcript is spliced from 12 exons. NCBI's taxonomy places the organism in Eukaryota, Metazoa, Arthropoda, Insecta, Hemiptera, Aphididae. Bases 588 to 5816 code for a protein of 1742 amino acids. The record is from RefSeq and is a predicted model, not a curated record.